Messenger RNA from Mugil cephalus (flathead mullet), 4182 nucleotides. Its product is annotated as caveolae-associated protein 1-like. The transcript has 2 exons. Gene Ontology annotation, molecular function: rRNA primary transcript binding. The record is from RefSeq and is a predicted model, not a curated record. Gene Ontology annotation, cellular component: cytoplasm; caveola. Gene Ontology annotation, biological process: transcription initiation at RNA polymerase I promoter; termination of RNA polymerase I transcription. The coding region runs from base 319 to 1728 and encodes 469 amino acids. NCBI's taxonomy places the organism in Eukaryota, Metazoa, Chordata, Actinopteri, Mugiliformes, Mugilidae.
UGCUGGCUGCAGUUUGACUGGAGGGUGCCUCUGCCUGUUGUGGCAUUCACAUCCUAACGCUCAUGUGCUAACAUCCAGUAUUGCUUGGCUUCCCCUGUUCUUUGGCCUGCCUCCAGGGACUUCUGUAUGGACUCCUAUUAGACAGAAUAGACAGAAAGCAAAGAAUGCAUGUAUGCUAAAAAGGCAUAGGAUUGUAAAUAGGAGGGAAUAAGAACAGAGGGGAACAGCGCAAGCAGGUAAAGAGGAAAGCAGUCGAGAACAAAUUUAGAUUUAGUGAAGAAAGUUCAUCUGCUGAAUCUACAAUUCAAUUCCACCAACAUGGCAGCAAUGGAAGCACUGGAAUCCUCAAGUGCUCAGCUUGAGCCUCAGACCCUCACUGAAGUCUCAGAUGAUGAGAUCAACCUCCCACCCUCAGAUGAUGAAGAAGGUGCCCUUGCCGCAGCUAAGAAAGAGUUGUCCACCAUGGGCACAGAGGGAGACAACACCGAAGACAAGGAUGACGCAACGAAGCUGGACCCACAGGUGAAUGGGGUCAUGGUGCUGUCUUUGUUAGACAAGAUCAUUGGUGCGGUCGACCAGAUCCAGCAAACCCAGAGUGGUCUGGAGGCCAGGCAGCAGGAGAUGGAGCGUUCAGUGACCAGCAUCCAAAGCGAGCUGACCAAACUGGCAAAGAGUCACAGCACCACAUCCAACAGUGUCAAUAAGAUGAUGGAGAAGGUGGGCAAGGUGAGCGUCAACGUCAAGACAGUGCGGGCCACCCUGGAGAAGCAGGGAGGUCAAAUCAAGAAGCUGGAGAACAACGAGGCGGAGCUGCUCAAGAGACGCAACUUCAAAGUCAUGAUCUACCAGGAUGAAGUGAAGGUUCCCUCAAAACUCAGCAUCUCUAAAUCCAUGAAGGUUUCGGAAUCUGUGUCAGGCAGCAGAGGGGGCAGUCUGCUUGAGCUUAAAGAAGGCAUGGAAGAACCUGGAGAAGAAGGACAGGAAGGGGAAAAGGCAGACAAACCCCAUAUAGACCUCUCGUCAGAUGAGGAGGGUGUGGAGAUUGAGGAAUCCACUGAGGAGACUCGUGCUGAACGCAUCAAGCGUAGCAGUCUGCAGCGUGUACAAACCCUGAAGACUGUUUUCUCAAAGGAGAAAAUGGAUAAGACCAGAGCAAAGACCAAAGAGAACCUAGAGAAGACAAAACAAAAAACCAAGGAAAACCUUGAGAAGACAAAGCAGAAGACAAAGGAGAAUCUGGAAAAGACCAGGCAAAAAACCAAAGAGAAUUUAGAAAAGACCAAGCAGAAGACCAAGGAGAACCUGGAGAAGACACGUCACAACAUUGAGAAGAAGAUGGGAAAACUAGGAACACGAAUGAGCGUCAACCCUGAGCGCAAACAAAAGAUGAAGACAUCCAGUGAAAAGAUGAAGAAAUCCUUUACACCAGACCAUGUUGUCUAUGCACGGUCCAAGACCGCCGUGUACAAGGUGCCUCCCUUCACCUUCCAUGUCAAAAAAAUCCGUGAGGGUGCUGUUGAGGUGAUCCAAGGCACUGAGAUGGUGGAGGUGUCUCAGGAUCCUGAGCCAUUCAGUGGGGUGGAUGGAGAAGUUGAAGAAGGCGCAGAGGAAGUUGAGAUGGAGAUGAUGAAUGGAGGUGGUGAUGAGGAAGAGCCUGAUGAGGAUGAAGAAGAGGAGAGCCACGACGCGAUGCAGGAGAUUGAGGACAGAGAUAGAGACAGCGACUAAAUACAGAAAAGAAUCACUCAACAAGAUCCUAACAAAUAUAGAUAUUUUGCACCAACCCUGAUGUUCUUUUGUAAAAACUCAAGAAAAUUUGUGAUUUAGGAGACUGCUAAAGAGUAACUGAGACUGAGACCGGUGAAACUUGGGUCUUAUUUUUAUAUAUUUUUGCCAUUGUUUCUGUCAGAUAAGAUAACUUUGCCUGCCAAUGGGCAGGAAAUUAAACAGAAUGUGCAGACCUUGAGCUCCCCUUUAGCUGUCAUUUUAAGGCCUUCAUUGCUACAUAAGACCAUAUAAUGUAAAAGCUGUUGGUACCUGAGUAGACAGAUUUCUUUCUUUCUUUCUGUGUUUGUAUAGACCAAAACAGAGCCAAAAGAGAGUUAAUACUCAACCAUGUACAACUCCAUAUGACUGACAAAUGUUUUAGCUCGUGACAGCGUUGCUUUUAUCGAGAGCAGGAAUGGUGGCUAAAACAACAAAAAUAAGACCCAAGCUGGACAAAAUGUAACUGUCGGGAUGUUACUUGUAGUUUAGUACUGUAGUUUCACUACAAGUUUUAUGCUAAAAGAUUUUAAUUUGAAUCAAUUUCUUCUAUUCACAAAAGCACUUCAAGGGUUUGUGUUGAUUUUGCGAUGCAAAUGAUCAUGAACUGAGAGAAGAAGAUGAAAAUUGGGGAAAAAAAGCAGCAACCUCACUGCAGUUGUGGUGGGGAAAGCAUGGUGGACAAUAAUGAAACUGACAUGAUCAGAGAAUCAUUUGGGGAGACAUCAUCAUCCCAUUUAAGAAAGUGUAAUCCACAUUUCUUUUUCUUCUUUUUUUCUGUAUACCAAGACACUAGUCAAUCACAACAAGUGAAAUGGGAAUAUGUAAACGACUUCUCCUUUUGUGCCCUAUGAAUUUCAGUGGAAAAUGUUGAAAAUUGUUUUGGGUGGUAGAUUUCCAAUGGCCAAAUUAUCCAUGAACAAUGAAUACAUCAUGGUGAGUACAUCAUACUUAGUGAGAACUUCUUAAUGUUUUAGAAAUAUCACAUAUCACUGAAAACAAUUCUAUCCAGCUUCUCUGUUGUUCUACUGUUUAAAUACUGAUGUGUCAUCUUACUUUGCUUAAUUUACACUAUUUAGAAGCACAGUGAUGUCUGUCAUUAUUUCUUUGAUGAGCACAAUUAUUAUUGGUGUGUGAUUCUGUAUGUGAUCACACUUUACAAUAGAGUGAUGUAAUCUCAUUUUAGGAAUGUAGCCUAAUCAUGGUCUCUUUAGUACAUUGCUUGUUUUGUGCAGUCUUUUUAUGUGACAUUUAACUUCCAUUUUUCCUAAAGAAUAAUCAUUACACAUGAAAAUGAAGGUCUGCAAGACACAAUGUAUAGACAGCAAGGCUAUAUUUUCACACUGGUAGUAUUAUUUUCUCAUGAGGAUUACCCUCGUAAAAACCUCCUCUGACUUAUUCAGAGAUGACGUUCAUAAAUAAACUGAGAUUAGUUGUUCUACAAAAAUCCAGCCGAACAAGUUUGGACUCUUAUCAGCAGUGUGUACUCUGGGGACAUGGCUACCCAAAGGACAAGUUUGAAAAUUAGUGCUUGUGUUGUUACUGCUGUGCUCUGACACUGACCCCUGGUGUCCAGUCAUUUCAAUGUCAUUUUCUCUGACCAUUUCAUCCUUUUUAUUAUUUUGUUCACAUUUACUUGUAUGUAUGGAACAAGAUGCAGAAAUGUAUUAUAUAUAUUUGCCACUUCUGGAGAUAUUUUAGGAUUGCCAAGAUGAAUUCAAGAAUUCAUGUUUUUCACUCUUGAAUGUACUGCUCUGACUGCAUUUUUCUUUGUAGCAUACGCAAGCUGUAUUUUCACCCACCGAUUAAUUUUCUAAACUAAUCCUGGUCAGGGGGGAGCAACCUGUUUCAACAUACUUUGGACAAUGUAGCAGUAGAAGAGCUAAUGCUGAGACAAUACCAUGAUAUGUGAACCCAAGUCAGAGAAAAGAGAGCUAAACACAUAACUGGUGCCAAAGGUUACCGCAAUAUUUGUACUGUCAAAGUUUGGUUUCCCCUCGCACUCACCAUUUCAUCUGUGUUCAUUUUUGUAUGUAAUGUGAAUCACUGCUACUGCAGGUCAUAAUGCAUUUUCAUUUAAUUUACCAGUUGCUAUCUAUUGUUUGCAUUUCUUCUACAUUCAGCUUCCAGACCAAGCUUUAGUCAUGUUUGCAUAGCUUUCACAGUGCAGCGAGAGACAUUUAAAUGUGCAAGAAUGAAAGGUGUGAAGAUGUGGCAGUGAACUACAGUGGGUUUCUGAUCACUCAUUCAAAGUGGAUUAACAACACCAUGGCUGAGAGGCAGCCAAAAUCAGGCAUCAAAAUGCCAAAAUGUAUUUCAUUCUGUUUCAUGCUUUUGUUUUGUCUGUAACCGAUUCUUGUAUAAUGACGCAUUGCUUAACCACUAAUGAUUUAAGUAAUAAAAGCUUCUUGCUUCACA